GUGGCCCUUUUUCAAGAGAUGUGUUAGUUAUCAGACUGGUUCAAAGCCCAGCAUUCUUCUGGAACUUCUCAUUGAAUUACAGCAGUCAACAGAGUACGGUACACAAGGAACGUCAAACGUAAACAAACACUAAACAAACAACAGAAAAGAAAACAUUCGGUAACGUCAAAAAAAGCAUCCUUCGAGGAAGAUGAAGCUGCAGAGUGGCCACGAAGUGGUUCCUUUGGAAGGAUCCGAAAAGGAGAAACAGUUGAAGGAUUUCCCGGGUUACGCAGGCGGUCUUAUUCGUCUGAUGCCCGGCAGGUGGCUUCUCACUCCCAUGUUCCAGACCGUCGCUGAUCGCAUUUAUAAUUUCCAGCACAAGAAAAGCGACGUGGUGGUGAUGACGUGGCCCAAGUGUGGCACGACCUGGACCCAGGAGAUCGUCUGGACGAUGAUGAACAGCCCCGACCUGGACCAUCCAGAUUCCCGCCUGCCCAUCCUGACGAGGUCGCCUUUCAUCGAGAACGACACAUUCGCCCCAGCGCUAAAACCCGGAGAAGUUCCCCCAUCAGACGACCCGUUUUACGUGGCUUUCAAGAAAGUGUGUCCUAAUAAAGAUCCUGCAGAUGGGAUGCACUUGCAGUUAACAAAACAUUUCCCCGACCCUAGGCUUAUCAAAACUCACUUACCGUUCUCUUUAAUGUCACCUUCGUUAUUGGAUACAUGCAAGGUGAUCUACGUAGCGAGGAACCCUAAAGAUAUCAUUGUAUCUUUCCACCACCAUUCAAGACUAAUGAAGUUGCAUAACUACGUUGGAAGCUUUGCAGAUUUCGUACAGUACUUCCUCGAUGACGACUUGAUAUAUGGCCCAUACUGGCUGCACCUGAAGGAGGCCUGGGAGAGGAGAAACCACAAAAACCUCCACUUCAUCUUCUACGAGGACCUGAAAGCGAACCCUCUGGGAGAGAUCAAGAAGCUGGACGCUUUCCUCAACACUGAGCUGACGGAUGCCCAGCUGGACGGUAUAGUCAAAUACACGUCCUUCAAGGAGAUGAGGGCGAGGAACAACGCCCCUAUAUUCAACUACGAGCAAGAGGGAGUCACGGUGGAAGUCUUGAAUGACGAGGUCGUCAAGAAAGAUGGAGGCUUCUUCAGAAAGGGAGAAUCUGGAGACUGGAAAAACAAGUUCACCCCCGAAAUGGACGCGAAGGUCAACCAAUGGGUUCAGAAGAACUUGAACAACCUCGGUCUUGAAUUCAAGUACGGAAUUUAAAGUAGAAAAAUGGUAAAUUUUAAGUUACAGAUUUUACUUGAUAACAUUUUACGUCUAUGGGAUUAAACAUGAUAUAGAAUGAAUAAAAACUA
This is a messenger RNA of Macrobrachium nipponense, 1347 nucleotides long. RefSeq names its product sulfotransferase 1C4-like. Gene Ontology annotation, biological process: sulfation. The record is from RefSeq and is a predicted model, not a curated record. The transcript has 7 exons. Gene Ontology annotation, cellular component: cytoplasm. The coding region runs from base 191 to 1255 and encodes 354 amino acids. Gene Ontology annotation, molecular function: sulfotransferase activity. NCBI's taxonomy places the organism in Eukaryota, Metazoa, Arthropoda, Malacostraca, Decapoda, Palaemonidae.